This is a messenger RNA of Pistacia vera, 1388 nucleotides long. RefSeq names its product kinetochore protein SPC25 homolog. Gene Ontology annotation, biological process: chromosome segregation. NCBI's taxonomy places the organism in Eukaryota, Viridiplantae, Streptophyta, Magnoliopsida, Sapindales, Anacardiaceae. Bases 133 to 1089 code for a protein of 318 amino acids. Gene Ontology annotation, cellular component: Ndc80 complex. The record is from RefSeq and is a predicted model, not a curated record. The transcript has 8 exons.
UCACCACGCGUCUUAGCUUCAACUGCCAAAAAAGAAAGUGAAAAAAACUUGAAAGCAAAAAAAGGCGGGCUAAAUCUACUUGUCAUUCAAAUCAAAGACGCUCUCUCCUUCACACGCUGAACAAAACAACAAAUGCAGAUCAAAGUUGAGGACUCUGUAUAUACGAAAAUGGAGUCGCUUCGGUUGAUCUGCGACAAAGAGAUUCCCCUCAAUCAGCAGAAAAUGGACUCUUUCACGACGUCGUUUCGACAUUCUCUGGAAUCGGUCAAGGCCAAAGCUCUAGAAACCGUCCAAAAUCAAGCGAAACUGGCGAAAGCGAAAGCUGAACUGAGAGACGCUGAAGAUGAAUACGUGAAAGUACUAGCAGUGAAGACUCGUAAAGAGGCCAAACAAAUGACAACCAGGGAUUCAAUAUCUGCAACAAAAGUAAGACUAGAAGAACUUAAAAAAGCUGUUGAAGUUCAGAGGGCUAGGAGGGAUGAGUAUGCAGCAAUUAUAUUUCAACACUCUCGAGGUUUGGCUAUCUCUGAAGAAAAGACCAACCAAGACACUAAACGGAAUGGAGAAAUUCAAGAGGCCAUUUCGUGGUACAAUAGGGUUCUUGGUUUUCAUAUUGAAGGUGGACAUGGGGUAAAAUUUACAUUCAGCAAUAUAGAUAUUAAAAAUCAAAAUGAGGAGUACUCUUUCACCGUUUGCCACACAAAUGAUACCUAUACCUUGUUGGAUUGUGACCCACCAUUGAACAAUAUCAAGGAGUUAAUCCAAGAAUUGAACAGAACCAAUGGCUUGUUCAGAUUUGUCCGAAUUAUGAGAGAGAGGUUUCAAGAAGCUGCAGCACUUGGAUUACGACCGCAAUCAACAACUCUUCAUCAAGAUUCUUCCAUGAUCUCUGGGUCUGCUCCCUUGUUUUCAGUUUCAACUAACAGAAGUGGGUCUCCAGCCAAGAAAAAUGAGUAUCAAAUUGAACAUGAAGAAGCCAACCGACAAUCCAAGAAAGUUAACCACGGAAGAGGGGCCACACCAGCACUUCUAUCUCCGGGAUCAGCAACAUAUUUUCGCCGGUCUCCUCGUUUUAAGGUUAAGAAAUGAAGAUGAAAUAGAUGCUGCUUUCUCAUCUCUAUUUUGUUAUCAUGCGAUCAGAUGCUUUAACUUGCUCUGGUUGUCAUAAUUCGUGAGCUGGUGGUUGAGCCGUUAACUUCUACCGUUUGAAACUUGAUAUUCUUGUACUUCCGAAAAUCUAACGUGGCGGUCUCAAGUAUAUGCCACUCAGCAGACGAGACAGCCUGGUUAGAUUUGUAUGGUUAAUCUAUUGUAUUUCAUUAACCAAUUGGAGAACGGCUGAAAUGUAAAUGUGAUAAUUGCAAUUUUUUUUUUUUUAAUUAUUGAGU